GCUUCAGUACCCAUUUGAAAUGGGUUGAAGACGCUCGGUCGUGGAUAUUAUUUUUUGUUAUAAUUUCUGUUUAUGAGUUCUCAUUGUUCAGCGUGGUGGUGGGGAGCGAGUACAUAGGAGGGAGAUUAGGCGAUGCAAUGGAGGGGAUGCGGACGGAUUUCGGGCCCUCAGACAUUUUUCAAAUUUUAGUUGAAUUAUGAUUUCGGUGUGUGCGUCGGCGAGAAGCGAUUUGUGACAUUUGAUGUGUAAUAACGUUUCGAACAGUGCCUGUCGAUUGUAUUGUUAUUAGUCUAUUAUAGCUGAUUGUAUUGACUAGUACCAAACCGAUGUCAACUUGCUCAAGUCAGCCGAUCAUGUACAUACAUAUCGCGAAACUAGUUUGAUUAGAUCACCGCUACUGUGCCAUUAGAUUAGACUAAAACAAGUACAGUAUAGUGAAGUGAUGAUGCAUUUGACGACUUCUUAUCACUGAGAUAACGGUGCGUGUGAUGCCGUCUGCUGUUCACCACUGACCGGUGUUUGCAUCAGAUGGUGAACAUGGCAGAGGCUGAAACGGGGGCGGCAAUGUUCGUCCAGCAGCACCGACUUCACGCGAACGGCAUGAUUGGCAGUGGAUCCGACCUGACCUCCGACUCGGAGCCCGACGACAGUCCUCCGACUCUGCUCUACCAGCAACAGCAGCAGCAGCAGUUCGGCGGCAAACGCAACAAGCGCAAGAACUUCAUGCCGCGCAACAUCGCCUACUCGGAGGAGGCGGACGAAGGGGAGUCGAGAGAUGGCAGUCCGUUGGACCUGAGCGGAGCCGACUGCGGAAUGCCGCCCGGCGGAAAACGAUUCCGGAAAACGCUGCUGAGUGUGAGCACAGAGCUGCAAGCACCGCCAAACUCCAGACGCAGUCCUGAACCAACACCAGGCGCCACCCCCGCCCCCAUGGACCUCAGCUGCGGCCGCUCUUCGCCCGCCCAGUCCGACUCUGAGUCGGAUGCGUCCGAGUCGUCCGACGCCACCCGACCGCUGCCCGCCAGUCUGGCCGCCCAGCAGUACCUGCUGCAUCACGCAUUCCUCGCUCAGCCCGCUGACGCCGCCUCCGAUCUCCGCGACUUCGCUCACAGAACUGUCAAGGAGCUGCUCGAGAUCUACGACCUCAACAGUCCUGAGGUGGCCGAGUCCAUCACCAACAACAUACCCAUGUCCAACUUCAACUCUGGGAAGAUCCUGGAAUCGUUGUCAGCGAGAGCGCUGGCGCUGCGAGGGCCCCACAGCCCGGGGUCACAACCGCCGACGCCCCCCCGGACACCCCUCUCCCCUCACGGCAAGGCCAGCUCUAGUCCGCUUCCGCUCAGUCUGCCCAGACCCAAAAUUCCGGGUCUCGACUCCGUGGCUGCCAAGUUUGCUUCCAGUGCCCCACUGCUACCUAAUUCUAGGGUGAGCCUUCCACAGAACAUGGCGACAAUUUUCGCUCUGGCAGGGCUUCCAGACCCGACUCGGCCCUCCAGCAAGCCACUGGCAGCCAGCAGCAAUAGCGGCAGCAAUGCCGGUGGAGGAGUCGCGCCCUCGCCUAACCCUGUUCCAGCCCAUGCUGCACCCCAACCAAACGAACUGCAAGGCGGUCAAAUGAGAAGGCUUGGCAGUCCACCGCGUGACAAUAAGCUUGUGAUUCCGAUCGACUACUCACGUUACGUGAAGAGGUUUGGAAGUGCUCUGGAAUGCGGUUCGUCUUAUUGCAAAGAAUUGAAUUACAGAGAGCACUUUCAUUGCUUAGACUGCAACUCAAGAGUGUUUGUGAAGAAGGAGGAAAUGAUAAGACAUUUCAAAUGGCACAAGAAGCGAGAUGAGUCCCUCCAGCACGGUUUCAUGAGGUACUCGCCCAGUGACGAUUGCUCUGAUCGAUACAGGAACUGUACGCAUAACAGGAAGCAGACCCAUUACCACUGUAUCCAGGGCACUUGUGACAAGGUGUACAUCAGCACAUCAGACGUGCAGAUGCACGCCAACUACCACCGCAAGGACUCGGCCAUCAUCCAGGAGGGCUUCCAGAGACUGAGGGCGACCGAGGAGUGUCGCACCCCCUACUGCGCCUUCUACGGCCAGCGCACCACGCACUUCCACUGUCGUCGCGACCACUGCCAGUACACCUUCAAGAACAAAGCUGACAUGGAAAAACACAAGACAUAUCACAUAAAAGAUGAACAAUUAGCACGAGACGGGUUCAAAAAGUUCCUGAAGCCAGACGUGUGCGGAUUCGCCAACUGCCGGUUCUCGCAGGUCUGCAACCACAUCCACUGCGUCCGCGACGGUUGCUCGUAUGUGCUGCACUCUAGCGGCCAGCUGCUCAGUCACAAGCGCAAGCACGAACGCAAGGACAGUGAGAUCGCCUACCGCAAGUUCAAGCUCGCGCAACAGGCCGUUGUCAACAUCUCCAACAGCGAGCAGGGAGGCGACGUGUCGCCAGGCAGCUCGCUGCACCUUCUGCAGCAGGCAUCGUCCUCUCUGGCUGCCCUAACAGCUCUGCAUGACAGCAACUUCAGCACCAGCUCCAGUGAGGGCCGCCUGUCACCACCCCCUCUCUCCCUCUCACUCACCUCCACCCCCUCCACAACUCCCACGCCACGCAUUCGCACACCGCAGACUAUGACUCCACUGCAGUUCAAGCUCAACUCAGGAACACCUCCCUCGCCAUUCUUCAUAGACCAAAUGACGUCAUCGACAUCGGCCAUCGACCUGAGCGGCGACGAGCCGACGGAAGUGUGGCCCAAGUUCAUGAUGCACUGCGCGGCUAGCCAGCUGUGUUCGGCCGGCACCAAGUGCUCGCUCUACCAGAAGGACCACUACCACUGCAGGGAGCCUGGCUGCGAUGUGCCCUUCAGAUCGAUUGAAACGGCGGAGGCCCAUGCGAGGAUGCAUGAAACACAGGAGCGUGUGAAUGAGAAUUUCCAUCCAGAUAAUCCUGCGCUAUGUAAAGAAACCUGCCCACGUGAGAAACAUUUCCACUGCACUUGGGAGGGGUGCGAGGAGUCGGUUCUACCUGGAGAAAGAUUGGAUCAUUUGCGAGCGCAUGAAAUUUCAGCCGCACAAAGCAAUUCUCUUGAUGCAUUGUUCCGUAGGAAGCGUGGAAGACCACCAAAGAAUAGGAUAAUCGAGGUUUGGAAUGACUAUGCUGGAGGCAUGGGCUCGGACUCACCGCAGGCUAUAUUCACCAGUUUCAAGCUGCCCAAACCCACACCACAGGCGGACAGUGCUGACCAGCGAUCACCCUCCCCAGCCUCUGAGUCAUCUGCCAGGCUCUCAAUACAAUUCCCACAACUGCACGGAUUCCAGCACUACUUGGAUGGGUGCCCUGAUUUGUUGUGCACCUACUCGAGCAAGCCACAGCACUACCACUGCACGCGCGUGCGCUGCUUCUUCGCCACCGACAACGAGGAACAGCUGCUCCUCCACUCCAGGGACUUCCACGCCAAUGUCGACAUACUCGACGGCUUCUUCUUCUUUGACAAGUCGGUUGACUGUCGGUUAGAAAGCUGUCAAAGCAAUAAAAUCACCGGCCAUUUCCACUGCAUUCACCCUGGUUGUGGAUCAUCGUUCACUAAAUCGUCCGGCAUGCAUCUGCACCAGGCUAAGCACAUGGCUGAAAUGAACUCAUCACGUUCUCCUUCCAAUGACACGUCUGUUGACCUGAGUUCAGUGAAAGUUGAAGUGAAACUCGAGCGAGACUCAUCACCUAGGAGUUCUCCAAUUCAUUCUCCAGAAACAAAUAAUGGCGGAAGUAAUCAGAGCAAUUCGACUCCAAGAGCAGUGGUGAAGGCUUCAGGCACUUUCUACCCUCUCUGUGGCUUGUCCAAUGUUAGAAGCUCUUCCCCUACAUCCCCAGGCUCAGGUGAAGCAGUAGUAAAGUCUGAACCGACAACCGAGAAAAUGCCUGACACAUUCCCUGAGUGGAUGAGUUUGGAGAGGCAUGAAAAGUAUGGCCCCGAAACAUCGUGUAGUAGACCGUUCUGUAAACUGAAAAGGAAGGAGCACUACCAUUGUAAUGUUUGUAAUCAGGCAUUCUCUGAACUGGAAAGACUGCGACCCCACAUUGCCAAGCACAGUCCUGGAGCCAUUCCGCCAUUAUUAGUCAAACCUGAGAAUAAUAACAAUGAAGAGACAGAUGACCAUCCGCACCCUGGAGUUACGUCGUUCCUGUCGAUCCAAAUGGACUCACCAGACAUGCAGCCCCCUCCUCCACCACCACCACCACACUACCCCGGCUUCAGUGCAGCGAUGGCUGCGGCGGUUGCAGCCAAUCAGCAGCUGGCUCUCAUCACUUCUCAGGGCAUUCCCUUCAUGCCUCAUGGCAUGCCCGCGCUCUACACCUCUCCCUCUGGUUUGAUGUUUGCAGCACCUCCAGGGUUCAACCCACAGCACACCGCUGCACUGCUCAGCAAUGGAUUGCUAGAGUCAGCACGAAACUCUUCUCUCGAUCCAUCUGCUGAACUUCAUAUGCAAAGAAUGUAAGAAAUUACAAUCUCACUCGAAAGUUGUGUUUUGAUUUUAAAAAAGGAUAGAGGGAACAGCUUCAACUAAUUUAGUUCGGUUGCUGAGAGAUCAUCAUUUCUUAUAUG
This is a messenger RNA of Nilaparvata lugens (brown planthopper), 4601 nucleotides long. It is a transcript of the gene cas, whose product is annotated as zinc finger protein castor homolog 1. NCBI's taxonomy places the organism in Eukaryota, Metazoa, Arthropoda, Insecta, Hemiptera, Delphacidae. Gene Ontology annotation, molecular function: RNA polymerase II transcription regulatory region sequence-specific DNA binding; DNA-binding transcription factor activity, RNA polymerase II-specific. The transcript is spliced from 22 exons. Gene Ontology annotation, biological process: positive regulation of transcription by RNA polymerase II; regulation of neuron differentiation. The record is from RefSeq and is a predicted model, not a curated record. The coding region runs from base 529 to 4494 and encodes 1321 amino acids. Gene Ontology annotation, cellular component: nucleus.